Homalodisca vitripennis (glassy-winged sharpshooter) is the source of this 4193-nucleotide messenger RNA. Its product is annotated as facilitated trehalose transporter Tret1-like. Gene Ontology annotation, biological process: transmembrane transport. The record is from RefSeq and is a predicted model, not a curated record. Gene Ontology annotation, cellular component: membrane. Gene Ontology annotation, molecular function: transmembrane transporter activity. NCBI's taxonomy places the organism in Eukaryota, Metazoa, Arthropoda, Insecta, Hemiptera, Cicadellidae. The transcript is spliced from 8 exons. Bases 424 to 1851 code for a protein of 475 amino acids.
UUUCUAACGAUGGACACUUCUAUGCCUACAUCUCAUGUUUCAUUCAAUGAGAUAGUUAUAAUGGUGUCUGUAUCUUUCUGUUAAAAAACCUGUUUCAAUUAUAACAUAUCAUAUAAUCAGAUUUUAUACAAGAUGUAAGUUCCACAGUUCUACGGAUGUGCCUUGUCUGGGCCUGAGACCACAAGCAUCUCACUCCUCCAUCGGCUCUGAAACCACGUGUCGUAGUCUUUUCCUCUCCAGUCUGGGCCUGAGACCACAAGCAUCUCACUCCUCCAUCGGCUCUGAAACCACGUGUUCAGUCUUGAAACUUUUCUAGUGAUCCAAGGCACUGUGCAGUUAGUUGUAUUGAGUUCAGGGCUCAAUUUGGACCAACAGAGAAAAUACAAAUUUGUUACUGUUGUUAUACCUGCACGAUUAUCUAUCAUGGGCCAACGGAGUAGAUUCAACCUCUAUCUGGCAGUUAUAGCAGCCAAUGUUGGUGCCUUCUCCCUCGGGAGCCUGUACAAUUGGUCCUCCCCUGCACUCAUCAAACUUAGUGCUGAAGAUUCCUUCCUGCCAAUCAAUAUAGAACAAUCCUCAUGGAUAGGUUCCCUGAUAGGCAUAGGGUCUAUAUUUGGGCCAUUCAUAGGAGGCUACUUAGUGGACAAUAUCGGACGCAAGGCUUCCAUGAUCGUGUCAGUGCUGAUAGGCCUGGUGGCCUGGGCCAUUGUGUACUUUUCAACCUCAAUCUGGCCGAUCUAUAUUUCUCGAGUCGUCGGUGGCCUGGGCGGUGGUAUCAUCUUCACUACAGUUCCUCUUUACGUUGCUGAAGUUGCUGAGGACGAUGUGCGCAGUGCUCUUGGAUCAACUCUAAACUUCUUCUUCGCUUCUGGAUAUCUUGUAGAGUACAUAUUUGGGCCCCUUGUCUCAUAUUGGGAUCUAGUCUUGGUGUCCUGUGUUGCACCUAUGUUUUUCUUCCUAUUGUGUCCUUUCAUCCCCGAAUCCCCUUACUACUACAUUAUGAAGAAUGAUGUUGAGGGUGCUCAUAAGUCACUAAAAACGCUCAGGAAAGGUUGGCAGAAGAAAGACAUUGAGCGGGAACUACAAGUUAUAAAAGUGUCAGUUGAGGAAGCUAUGAAAGAGAAAGGUACAUUAUUGGAGUUGAUCAGCACAAGUACCAAUCGUAAGGCCUUGAUGCUCUCUUGUGGUGCCAUGACCUUUCAGCAGAUGAGUGGCAUCAAUGUAGUCCUCUUCUACUCAGAGACGAUCUUCAACCAGGCCGGAGAUAUAGGUCUUUCUGCCAGCAAUGCUACUAUUGUGGUAGCAGUUAUUCUAAUAGCCUUUGCUGGUGUUGCCAUGCCUCUCACCAAGGCUUAUGGGAUUAAAAAUAUGUUGAUUGCAUCUGCUUCUGGAAUGGUAGUUUUUCAGACAGUAACUGGUCUCUACUUUUUCCUCCUGUAUGAAGGAACUGAUUUAUCUGCUGUGAAAUGGCUGCCAAUUUUUAAUUUGGUUGGAUAUGUCAUCACAUACUCCAUUGGGUAUGGACCAUUACCAUGUGCUGUGAAAGGAGAAGUGUUUCCGCCGAAUGUGAAAGGUGCGUCAUCGGCAGUAACUGUGGGAUACAGCUGGGGCCUCAGCUUUGUCAUCACAAAACUCUUCCCUUAUAUCAAUGAGAUAUGUGGCAUGUACACAGUCUUCUGGAUAUUCUCGGUCAGUUGUUUCCUGGCUGUCCUGUUCUCCGUGUACAUCAUGAUUGACACCCGUGACAUGAGCCUGCAGGACAUUCAGGAUCUGCUGAACAACCAGAACAAGUCACUAUCCCGGCCCUCCACCACUCCAAGGCCAUUACAAGAAGUCACAACCAUCACGUAACAUCACUCCUCCUUCUUGACUAAAUUGUCAAAAAAACAGUGCUUUGAUGAUCAGGUUGUAAUUUUACAGUCAAGAAUUCAUCAUAAUUUACUAAUGAUACAUUUACACUCCUGACAAGAGGAACGACUUAAGCAGAAAAAACACAGGAGUCUAAUCUUUUCAACGAAUUCUAACAGCUCCCAACUAAAGAUUUCCAAACUCUACAUAACCAGAGCUGAUGUUUGUUUAAUGUUAGGACACUCUUACUUUCUGCUUGUCGUUCCUUUUGGCCUGAGUGUAAACGUAUCAUUAGUAAAUUAUGAUGAAUUCUUAACUCUAAAAUUAUUAAGAGAUCAUCAAAGCACUGUUAAUUCAGCUCAAAGAGUAAGUUUUGUUCACUGAACUACUUAAACAUUCUGUGUACUUCUACAACAAAUGAAUGCAAAGAAUCUAGUAAUGAAUGAAGAAUGAAUAGCUUAUUAAUUAAAUUUAACAAUAAAAGCAAUAAAUAGUAAUUAUAAUACAGUUUUUAAAGAAGUAGAACAGUUGCUUUUAGUUUUUACUGAAAGAUUCUUUGAUUGCAUUUGUUUUGCAAUUUUAAAAAACCAAAUAGGUACCUAUUUUUUAUAAGAUGACAAAACAAAUGCAAUCAAUGAAUGUUUUAGUAAAAAUUCAAAGCAACUGUUCUACUUCUUUAAAAACUGUAUUAUAAUUACUAUUUAUUGCUUUUAUUGUUAAAUUUAAUUAAUAAGCUAUUCAUUCUUCAUUCAUUACUAGAUUCUUUGCAUUCGUUUGUUGUAGAAGUAUACAGAUGGUUUAAGUAGUUCAGUGAACAAAACUUACUCGUUUGUUUACUUUCUUUUUAACUCUCUUCAUUUUUAUUAGGAUUCCCAUCUUCAUUAUUUACUACAAAGCCAAAGCCUACAUGAGUCAUAUUCAUACAUUUAUCAUAUCAUAAACCAGUGGUGUACCUAGGACUGGACUUUGGGAGAAUGAAUCAGAUGGAGGAGUACAUCACUCCAGGGGUUGUAAUAGAUCUGAAUAAUUCUAAAUGUGAAUGAAUUUGGCCUAAUUCAAAGUAAAACACUUAACUACCAUAUUUAAAAUAAGUUGUAUUGUUGUUAUAUGAAUUCUUUUUUAUUUUAAAGUACUUGGGAAAGUUCUAUUCCUCUCAUCCCCCAUAAUUAUGCCACUACCAUAAACAAUUCAUCCUCGCACAGAUCAUGUUAUACAAGUAAUAGUUUUACCGCAUGAAAAAUAUUACAAACCAAUAAGGUGAUAUCAACAAAUAACAACUGUAUUAUCACACUCAAAUUAAGUCUGGAAUUCUAAGAAGCAGGCAAAUCCAAGCGUGUAAUAUUAUUCUCUCAAAAUCUCGAAAAUCUAAAUGAUUUGUAAAAAUAUGCAAAAUAAAUACAGUGAAAGGUAAAUCUCUAAAAAUCAUUGAAAGAUUUAGUUAUUGGAAUUAAAUUUUAUCAUAAACUUAGAUUCACUUAGUUGAAUAAAACUGGUGGAAAAAGAUAUCCAUAGUAUAUUGUCAGCAGGUAGUAUUAUAGGUGAAUAUAACUACGCAAGACUUUAAAAGAUUAAGGACUCUAUCUCCCCAAAGAUAAUCCUAAUUGACGUGUAUAUUAUUUUUGAACAUUCAUUGAUAAUUUAUGGGUACGUAUUAUAUAUUUUUUUAACUACUAAGUUUAUGAAGUGUUUUUAAAGUAUUAGUGACAAUACAAUUGUGGCAAACCGACAGGAAUUUGAGCACUUAAUUUGAUUCAGACAGUGACAGGUUAACUGCCAGACUAUUAUACACCAGACAGAAGCAAAAGUUGAGCUAAUUCUAAUCAGCUGAUUUCAUGUUUACCGACUAUAUUGUCAGAUGAGAGUAAAUCUGAUAAUUGACUGAUAACCCAAUACUUGAUAAUCAGCCAGUAUCAUAUAUAUAUAUGAGAUAGCUCACUGGGUAAAUAAAUACUGGGAGUAUAUAUUGUUUUUAACUACCCACCCAUAAAUUAUGAUUCAAUGUUCGAAAAUACUAUACACGUCAAUUAGGAUUAUCUUUGGAAAGAUAGAGCCCUUAAUCUUUUAAAGUCCUGUGUAGUCAUAUUCACCUAUAAUACUACCUGCUGACAAUAUACUAUGGAUAUCUAAUAAAAUUAUUGUUCAUUCCUAAUGAUGUACACUGUAUUUGUAAUUAUAGGUUCACAAAUAUUUAGAAAGAACUACACCAUACUGAAAAACUCUUUAUAAACAAGAACCUACUUACAAAUGCCUACGUUAUUCUGAAUCUCAUGAUCAGUUUGAAAUAUUGUAUUUAUUUGUUAUGCUUGUGUAACAACAUUUAGUGAAUAAUUUACUUAAUUGGCUCU